AUGGAAGAUUGUAAGAAACUUCAAAACGAUUUGGACGCAUUCUCUGCUUUUGUAAACGGAUGCAAGCUAAAAGUGAAUAUCUCCAAAUGCUCAACGAUUUCGUUUACCAGAAGCAAUACUCCGAUCCUGUUCAGGUACUCCCUCGGCGGUGAUGACAUUCAAAGAGUUUCCAGCGUAUUGGACUUAGGCGUUACUUUGGAUUCCGGAUUAAGUUUCAGAGACCACAUAAAUAACUUGGUAUCGGAUGGACUUGCACUUUUCGGUGUAGUGCGGCGCUUUGCUGGGGAAUCGGAAGAUCCAUACACCAUCAAAAGCCUGUAUGUCAGUUUGAGAACCGACAUCGCAUAA
Messenger RNA from Uranotaenia lowii, 348 nucleotides. RefSeq lists its product as uncharacterized. The record is from RefSeq and is a predicted model, not a curated record. The transcript is spliced from 2 exons. NCBI's taxonomy places the organism in Eukaryota, Metazoa, Arthropoda, Insecta, Diptera, Culicidae. The coding region runs from base 1 to 348 and encodes 115 amino acids.